UGGCAAUACGAAGGCAAAUACAAGAUGCUCUUAGUCUUGAGAAAAUAGUAACUGCUGUUGUUGAGUAACAAUUAUUUUUAUUUUAUUUUAAUUUUUUUUUUUUUUUCCUCUGACUAAGAAGAAGGUAAAGAUCGAAAGUAGAAUUCUUUGACUUGUCUGUCAGCAACAGGCGUGGCUUUGAAAAUGAUUCCUUUUCAUAAAAUAACGAUGAGAGCGAGUUAAAAUUAACAUCUCUUCCUCCUAAAAUGCGUCUCUCAAAGGCGAGCCUUGUCAAAAUUCUCUGUUUCCUCUUUGUGAUCUCAUCAACCAAAGCAGGCAGUAUCGAUAUCAUAAACAGAUGUCCCUUCGUUGUCUGGGCAGCAGCCUAUCCCGGCGGUGGCAUGCGGCUUAGCCCAGGCGAAUCAUGGCCGCUUCGAGUCGAUGGCGACAAACCCGGUCGCAUCUGGGCUCGAACCAACUGCGUAUUCAACGAAUCGGGUCAUGGCAAAUGCGAAACCGGUGACUGUGGGGGUGUCCUCCAUUGCCAAAAUGGUGGUAAAUCGCCUGCCACACUUGCUGAAUAUCGAUUAGGCGAAGCAAAUAAAUCCGGACCGGCCUUCUACGAUAUAUCACUGGUCGACGGCUUCAAUGUUCCUAUGGAAUUCAGUCCCACCUCACCACAGUGUACCCGCAGCCUCACAUGCGCAGCAAAUAUCAACGAUGACUGCCCAACCGAGUGGAAGGUACCCGGAGGGUGUAUUAAUCCUUGCGUCCAGGGCGGCUGUGGAAGACCUGCAAAUUACACCAGAUUUUUCAAGGAUCGCUGCCCAGAUGCUUACAGUUUCGGUUUAGACGAUCGGUCCUCCACGUUUACGUGUCCCGGUGGGACCGACUAUAAAGUUGUCUUCUGCCCAAAUGACAUUUUACAAGCACGAAUACAUAUCCACAACAACUGCUCCUACACUGUGUGGGCUGCAGCAAAUCCUGAAGGCGGAAGGCAGCUCAACCAAGGUGAUACAUGGACUCUCAACGUCAUAUCUCAAAAGAAAGGUCGCAUUUGGGGCCGAACCGACUGCAAAUUUGAUGGCAACGGGCAGAACGGAACUUGCGAAAGUGGCGAUUGCGAUGGCCUCCUCCAAUGCCAAGCCGAUGGUCGAGCUCCCUACACCUUCGCCGAAUAUACAUUUCGACGAAACAGCACGGAUUCAUAUUCUAUCUGGCUGGUGAAUGGGUUUAACAUUCCUAUGGAAUUUAGGCCCACGUCGGAUGGUUGCCGGAGUAUCCAAUGCACAGCCGAUAUCAAUGGGCCGUGCCCCAUGGAGCUGAGAGAUCCAGGAGGCUGUAACAGCCCUUGCACCGUAUUUAGGAACGAUCAAUUUUGUUGCAAGCAGGAAAUCUGUGAGCCAACAAGUUACUCCAAGUUCUUCAAGGAUCUCUGCCCCGACGCUUAUAGCUAUCAAUAUGAUGAUUCUACAAGCUUAUUUUCUUGCCCAAAUGGGAAUGACUAUGAUAUUACUUUCUGUCCCUAGAACCAUAUGCGCUGCAGUUUGUCCCUGAUUUGCUAAUUAAGAUCAGCGAUUGAUUGAGCUGUUUUAUUAUCCGCGUAAAAUUUGUUCGUUCGUUGUCAAGUUUUAAACACAAUAUUUGAUAAUUUAAAAAAAAAAAUCACAAUGCUUGAAUGUGAUAAUAUAUAUAUA
Messenger RNA from Ziziphus jujuba (common jujube), 1676 nucleotides. Its product is annotated as thaumatin-like protein. The record is from RefSeq and is a predicted model, not a curated record. Gene Ontology annotation, cellular component: extracellular region. Gene Ontology annotation, biological process: defense response. The transcript has 2 exons. The coding region runs from base 246 to 1508 and encodes 420 amino acids. NCBI's taxonomy places the organism in Eukaryota, Viridiplantae, Streptophyta, Magnoliopsida, Rosales, Rhamnaceae.